AUGCCUCUACAUCUGCAGGUGCCACCACCCACAGAUCCGGCAUAUCGCCGGUCGCCGUCACCGCCUCCAUCGCCCUCGAGAGCUCUUCAGACGUAUUGCGAUAAAUAUGUUGUAGUCUAUGACUUCAGCGAUAUAGAUUACGAUGCGGCCACAAAGGAGUUCAUUACCCUGCUCCAGAAUCUGGAAGCCACUGGUCUUCACGUGGAGGUGAGACCAGGGUAUGAGCAAACUAUCCUGCUGUUUGUUAAAGCACCAAGCGAGCUUCUUGGAAACAGGGUCUACAAGCUGAGGGUAAGAGAUUGGCUCUAUGGCAUCACCCAAACGCGACCACCGGGAAACAAAGACACCAUUGUGUCUGCGUGGUAUGAAGCCGAGGAUAUCUUGUCCAUGGAUCAUUUAGUUAGCUGGCCAAAGUCUAUGGGAGGAGCAGGCAUCACUCCCGGCCAUGGCCAAUGGAAGAAUGUUAAGUCAAUCUUCCCCAUGCAUAAUGAAAAAGUCAACCAAGCAUUUCUCCGGCGUCUGAGCAAGAAGCUGCUCCUGGGAACCGACGAUCUCGACAAGAUACGGGACCUCUUUGGCUCAAAGGUUGCAUUCUAUUUUGCGUUUGGCCAGUCAUAUUCGGCCUUUUUACUGUUUCCAGCUAUUACUGGCCUUAUCGCCUGGUUAUGGCUGCCCAACUACUCUCUUGCCUACGCAAUUCUGACCGUUAUUUGGUGCACCGUGUUUUUGGAGUACUGGAAGGUCCGUGAAGUUGAUUUGAGCAUUCGAUGGAAAGUGAGAGGAGUAAGCAAAACCAAGAUGAACCGGCCGGAAUACAAGUAUGAGCAAGUCAUUGUCGACCAGUACGGUCGGACUAUCCACUACACUCCGAAAUGGAAGCAGAUUUCGCGACAGCUUCUUCAGGUACCGUUCAUGGCCAUCUCCACGGUAGCACUGGGGUUGAUGAUUAGCUCGGUGUUUGCGGUCGAGAUCCUGAUAUCUGAUUCAUAUGACGGGCCAAACAAUUUCUAUCUUGAAUAUAUACCCACUGUAUUACUGGCUGUUCUGAUCCCCUACAUCAGCUCAUACCUUGAAGGUGUUGCGAAGUGGUUAACAAACUUUGAGAACCACCGAACAGCAGACAACUUCGAAAUGUCACUCACGCAAAAGAUUUUUGUUCUUAGCAUCAUCACCAACUAUUUGCCUAUCUUGCUGACUGCCUUCGUCUAUGUUCCUUUUGGAAAUCAAAUAUUUCCUUGGCUUGAAGGCCACAUCGUCCAGUUUGCGCCCAGCAUCGGCAACCGUCUCACCGAGCUGCCUUUCCGACUGGACGCUGAUCGUUUGCGCCACGAAGUUAUUACAUUGACUGUUACUGGCCAGCUUUCCAGUUUUUUCGAAGAAAACAUAUUGCCGUUAAUCAAGCACAAGAUGAGCGGCUGGUAUCGAGAAUAUCGUCGCGCUUAUACCAAAGACACCAUCCUAAUAUCCAUGGUCACUGAUGAUGAUGACGAGGCAAAGUUCUUGGAGCAGCGCCGCAACGAGGCCACGCUGGAGCCAUAUAAUGUCCAAGAUGACAUUGCAGAGCUGGUUCUUCAGUUUGGAUAUCUGGCGCUAUUUUCGCCUGCCUGGCCACUCAUCCCUUUGGGCUUCCUCAUCAAUAAUUGGGUUGAACUUCGGUCUGACUUUGCCAAAAUUUGCAUCGAACAUCAGAGACCGGCGCCGUAUCGAGCUGAAGGUAUCGGUCCUUGGAUUGCCUCGCUGGAGGUCCUUGUCUGGCUGGGAAGCAUCUCUUCCGCCGCGAUUGUUCACUUGUUCAGUUCUGAUAGCAUGCUGGGCGGGGGUUGGUCUACCCUGCCAUUGACCAUUUUUGUCAGCGAGCAUAUUCUUUUAGCGAUUACGACCAUUACCAGGGUUAUCUUUUUACGUUUUGGCUCGGAACAGCUGCGCAGAGAAAGAAGUGAGCAGUAUGCCAGGCGGCUGGCUAUCUUGGAGGAGAUUGAAGAGCACAAGCGUGAAGGAGAGCACAUUGAUGUCAGAGAGAGACAACGGAGGAGGUCGUUGCUAGUCUCUGGCAAUGAGAGCUUCUGGACAAAACAGGUUGAGGAGGGUGCGAGCGUAGCAGCUGGUGUGAAGUUGAUACAAUUGGCGAGGAAGUGGGAAGAAUCCAAGGAUCUUAAGAAAAAGCAAUAG
Trichoderma asperellum CBS 433.97 is the source of this 2169-nucleotide messenger RNA. RefSeq lists its product as uncharacterized. Gene Ontology annotation, biological process: chloride transmembrane transport. Lineage: Eukaryota; Fungi; Ascomycota; Sordariomycetes; Hypocreales; Hypocreaceae. Gene Ontology annotation, cellular component: cortical endoplasmic reticulum. Gene Ontology annotation, molecular function: chloride channel activity. The record is from RefSeq and is a predicted model, not a curated record.